UUAUGAGGCGUAUACUCGCGACACGUCUGUCACAUAAUAAAUAUAAGAUUGACCACGGCAAAACUUUUAAUAGUAGUAACCUAUAAUAAUUCCGCGAAUUUUAUUACGGCUAUAAAUUGUCCCUGUUCUAUAGAUUUGUCCGCUUGUACUGACAACUGAGUUAGCCUCCAGAUUUACAAGUUUAACGAAGAAUUUAAACAAAGAAGAAAAUACAGGUGUAAUUGGAUACAUGGAAAAAAGAGACGAAGGGUGAAGACGACGGUUUUAUCCGUUUUUAUAUACAUAUCAGUAUUUGUAAAAAAAAAUGGCCCAACUUUCUGAUUGUAAUCCACUUUCGUAUCUAAUCGCAAGACAAAUUAAUGACAAAGUCGAUUACUGUAAACGCCUCGUUAACGCUAGGUUCAAAAAUUCUGAAAAUCUGUUCAGAAAGGAUCUACUGUCCCAUUAUGGAUGCGUUAAUGCUAUCGAAUUUUCGAAUCAGGGAGAUCUUCUUGUUUCCGGUGGUGAUGAUAGACGGGUUUUAUUAUGGAAAGUAGAGCAAACGAUACAAAAUGUGGGUAAACCUGUUGUAAUGAAAGCGCAGCACAUUAGUAACAUUUUUUGUCUUGGUUAUGACAGUAGUAAAACAAAAAUAUUUUCUGCUGGAAAUGAUGAUCAAGUUAUUGUUCAUGAUUUACGAACGGGUGAUGUUGUAAAUUUCUUUUUGCAUGAAAAACCAGUCUACGGACUGUCAGUUCAUCCACAUAAUGAUAAUGUAUUUGCAAGUGCUUGUGAUGAUGGAAGAGUUCUAAUUUUUGAUAUACGGGGAUCUAGUGCUAUGGAAACCUUUUGUUUAGCACAGUAUAAAACUGCUUUUCAUUCUGUAAUGUUUAAUCCCAUUGAACCUAGAAUGCUUGCUACUGCCAAUGCCAAAGAAGGUGUUAGCUUAUGGGAUAUACGAAAACCUUUGGAACCAGUACUACGUUAUGGAAAUGAAAGCUCAGCCCAGAGUUGUAUGAAUGUUACAUUUAAUGCAGCUGGGAAUAGAUUAUUAGCUUUGAGAAGAAGAUUGCCUCCCAUACUUUAUGCUGUUGAUUCUUCAACUCAUUUGUGUCAAUUUGAUCAUCCUGGAUAUUAUAACAGCUGUACAAUGAAAUCAUGUUGUUUUGCAGGAGAUAAUGAUGAAUAUGUUCUUUCUGGUUCUGAUGACUUUAAUUUAUAUAUGUGGAAAAUUCCCUCCGAAGAUGUAAAAUGGGUAAAUUCUGCACAUAUGGUACUACGUGGACAUAGAUCUAUCGUUAAUCAAGUACGAUACAAUCAAGCUAGUUGUAUUAUUGCUUCAUCUGGAGUUGAAAAGCUGAUCAAGAUUUGGAGUCCAUUUCCUCUUGGAAGUAACUGUUUGGGUGGAUUAAAGAGGGAAGAUGGUAAACAGGAGAGACAACGUAGAGUAUUUACGCAUAAUGAAUACAUUGGAUUAGUGUUGAGUAGUGGUCAGUUCAUGACACACGAUUAUAGCCACCAAUCAACUAGAGAAGAUUCAAGAAUGAUGGCAUUCUUUGAUUCUUUGGUACAACGUGAAGUGGAAGGCUGGAGUUCAGAAGACAUGUCAACAGUACCAAGAACACCCAGUGAUUCUGAAAGCAAUCUUUCAGCAGAACGUGUUUUUAUCGUUAGUGAUUCUGAUGAAUCUAUUUCGUCUGAUGGUGAAUUGGAUAGACAAUGGUUACGUAUUUUGGCAAUAACACCACCUGGAUCUUCUGGAGGAGUAGCUCCUGAAAGACCUUUGCAGCCUCCAAAUCGUAUAACACGACUUAUAGCAUACCGGCGAGAGAAACUUAUGAGACUUGCAGCUGCGGAUUGCGAAACACCAGCAAAUAAUGCUUCUGCUGCCAUAUCCGAACCGUCAGUGUCAGGUUCAGCUAGUGACGGGGACAAUGCACAAGUUAAGUGUAAAUCUAAAUUAAAAUCAAAAUUAAAAGGUGUAAAAAGAAAACACGGUAAAGUUUCUGAUAGAAGAAGUAGAGCUAGAAGAAAAUGUGCAGUGUUACAAAUUAAUAGUGAUUCAGAUAGUGAUGAACAACUAGUUGAUACGACUCAGCCUAGUACCAGUUCUGGUGUAGUUUCUAGACGAUCCCAAUAUGUUGUGAAUGCUAUUGAAAGUGAUGCAAAACAUUCAAAUUAUAGCAGUAGCAGUUCAGAAGAUAAUGAUAGUUCUGGUAAGCGAAAAUAUGCAAAAAUUGAUUCUGAUACUUCCACAAAGAUACACAGAAGAAAACACAAAAAAUGUAAAAAUAACGCAAAAAAUGAUACUACCAAAAAUAAAAGCAAACGCCAGAAAUUUGAUUAUGAUACAAAGAAAAAGAAACCAGACUGGAAAAGUUAUUUGAACGGCGUUAGUACGACGAAAGUUCAAGAAGAUGGCCCAUCGACACCUGUGAAUAAAUCGUGCAAAGUUCCUUCGACUCCUGACAGUGGUAUUACAUCAGGAGUUUCUACAACCGAGAAACAUGAACAAACACAGAAAGAUCAAAACGAUGCUGAAAGCUCAGAUCACGAGCAAAAAUUAAAAAAUUUAGAAUACUUUAGAAAAAAGGUGGAUGUAGCAAGAAGGAGCUAUUGUAAUCGAUCUAAGCCUUUAUCGCAAACCAUUUCAACUACAACUGAUUCUUCCGAUUAAACUCGUGUUACCUUCA
Megachile rotundata (alfalfa leafcutting bee) is the source of this 2672-nucleotide messenger RNA. RefSeq names its product DDB1- and CUL4-associated factor 5. Gene Ontology annotation, molecular function: protein binding. The record is from RefSeq and is a predicted model, not a curated record. Gene Ontology annotation, cellular component: cytoplasm; Cul4-RING E3 ubiquitin ligase complex. Lineage: Eukaryota; Metazoa; Arthropoda; Insecta; Hymenoptera; Megachilidae. Gene Ontology annotation, biological process: negative regulation of fatty acid biosynthetic process.